AUGGACAACGAAAGAGUAGAACAAAUUGCUGAAGAGAAUUUUGAGAAUUCGGAUUAUUUUAACUCUUUCUUCGAUACUUUAAGUAAAUUACGUCAGAAUAAGGAGUACUGCGAUUUCUCGUUGGAAGUAGGAGACGAAAUUAUCUAUGUCCAUAGGGUGGCCCUUGCGAUUGCUUCUCCAUUUUUCGCAACAAUGUUCAAUUGCGAUAUGAAGGAGAAAGCAGAGGCCCGACUUAAAUUGGAUAAGAAGGAAGCCACUGCUGUGAAAAUUAUUGUUGAUUAUAUAUACGGCGGAAAACUUGUUCUAACGGAAAAUAAUAUUCUGUCGGUGGCUUCAAUGUCCGACUUUUUUCAGAUAGAAUGGGCAAAGAAACAGUGCAUGGAAUUUCUUAAAAGCAAUUUGAAGCCAAAUAAUUGUUUGCAGAUACGUAAAUUUGCUGAUAAGUCAUCUUUUAAGGAACUGUAUGAUUAUAGCCACAAAUAUGUUUUAAACCAAUUUGAUAAACUAAUUAAUCAGGAGGGAUUAUUGCAGCUGUCAUUUGAAGAGAUUCGUGAGUUAUUAAUGGAUGAACAACUGUCCGUAAAAUUCGAAGAUAAUUCAUAUAAAGCCGCAGCUAACUGGAUAACAUAUAAUAUAGAGGAACGAAAAGUUCAUCUCACCGACUUAAUGGAACUCAUUCCAUUUGCUUUUGUUAGAACUGAAUUUUUAAGAGACCGUAUUGCUAAUGAAACUCUACUUAAGGAUGAUCUACAAUGUAAUCAAUUUUUAAUUCAAGCUUUCGCUUAUCAAACAACUCCAGUAAUCAGGCGAUCAUUAUUUUGGAAUGAGACCAAAAAGUCGCCAAAAAAUCGGAAUGAAAAGUUUAAAAUAAUGCUCGCUGGCGGUGUAGAUUUAAAGACUAAGUCAGCGCGUUUUGCCUGUAAUGUUUACGAUAUAAUUAACAGCAAAAUAUUUCCUAUGGGCAACAUGAAUAGUUAUAGAUGGGCACAUUCUUUAAUAUCAUUAGAAGGUGUGUUAUAUUCAGUAGGUGGAUAUGCCAAUGGCCCUUUAACAAGCGCAGAAAUCUAUUCUUCGUCGAGCAAGAAGUGGAGCAGCAUUGCAUCUAUGAACAAUGCUCGCUACAACUUUGGCAUGUGUGCUUACAAGGAUGUUAUUUACGUUGUCGGUGGUUAUCAAAAUUCAAGUGUCGAAAAUUACACGCCUGCAACCGGCAAGUGGUGCACUUGUGCAAACACCCCUGAAAAUUACAUUUUUUGCAAUCGCGCAGCUUCGAUGGAGAAUAGCAUAUACAGUUUGGGUCGUGGAAGCGAUGGGAUCACUGCUUGUAUUCGUUUUGACCCGAGGGAAGGUGAAUGGUACAAAUUCAAUGAAAUGCCGCGAGGCCUGCACCCAGAGGAACGGUUUGAAUUAGUCUCUUAUGGCCGCUCAUUGUUUUGUGUUACGGAAGACGGCACAAGCCUUGACGUACGCAAUAAAGAAUGGCAAUCGAUACCAUCUAUGCUUACCAAAAGAGCAAAUUUUUCAGCUGCUAUCCUAGCGGAUGAUAUUUAUGUAUUUGGUGGGGAAUUAAAAAAAACGUCCCAAAUUUCGGAAUACGUUAAAGCUGUAGAACGUUAUAAUAUUCAUGACAAUGAAUGGACGGUCGUCGAUUCAAUGGAAAUUGAAUUUUCGGACGGAGCAGCUGCGCUGCUCAGCAGUGAUUUUAAUUUUGAAUAGUACAAGAAUCAAAAAUUAUAACACAUUUGAGAAAUACAUUUAUUUUCAUCACUUAAAUGUCAUGUCCUUUGAAGAAGGUUUAAUUUCUAAUCAAUUACAAUUAAUCCCGUAAGAAAGCAAGUAAGUA
Glossina fuscipes is the source of this 1843-nucleotide messenger RNA. RefSeq names its product kelch-like protein 5. The record is from RefSeq and is a predicted model, not a curated record. The transcript is spliced from 5 exons. The coding region runs from base 1 to 1716 and encodes 571 amino acids. Gene Ontology annotation, molecular function: protein binding. NCBI's taxonomy places the organism in Eukaryota, Metazoa, Arthropoda, Insecta, Diptera, Glossinidae.